AUGGAAAUACCUGCGGCCGAUAUAACUUGGUGUUACGAGCAUGGAAUUGGCGUUAAAAAAGACCUCUUCAAAGCAUUCGAUUGUUACGAAAUUGCCGCUCACGGGGAAAACCCAGAAGCUCAAUGCAUGGCAGGCUAUUGUUACGAUCUCGGCAUCGGCACUUUAAUAAACAAAACAAAAGCGCUUGAAUGGUAUGAACAAUCCGCCAUGAAUGGUGAAUUAAUUGGCCAAUACAACUUUGCAAACUUUUGUUUUAGUGGUACCGCCACCGGACGAGAUCGCAACAAAGCAUUCUACUGGUAUUCUAAAUCAGGUUACGCCGGCUACGACUACUCCCAGUAUCGAUUAGGAUAUGCGUAUCAACUGGGUGCUGGUGCUAAUAAAGAUAUGCAUGAAGCUAUUCGAUGGUAUCAUAAAGCUUAUGUACAAAAUAACCCACCGGCUUUGAAAAAGAUACCCGUGGUGUUUGGUGCUUCGGCCGACGAUGAUUAUUGA
Ambispora gerdemannii is the source of this 495-nucleotide messenger RNA. Lineage: Eukaryota; Fungi; Glomeromycota; Glomeromycetes; Archaeosporales; Ambisporaceae. The record is from the annotation of a GenBank genome assembly.